Molecule: messenger RNA, 711 nt
Organism: Mucor velutinosus
Lineage: Eukaryota; Fungi; Mucoromycota; Mucoromycetes; Mucorales; Mucoraceae
Exons: 2
Coding region: 1-711 (236 amino acids)
Source: RefSeq, a predicted model, not a curated record
AUGAAGUUCACUUUAGCUACUCUCGCCGUCGCUGUUGCCACUGUCUCAGCUGCCGUUCCCAACUGUGUCCAAGAAUACACUGCUAAGGAAGGUGAUAACUGUCGUUCCGUUGCUGCUGAGCAUAAGGUCUCUCUCCAACAAUUGUACAGAUGGAACUUCAUUACCAACGAUGCCCCCGCUGGUGAUUGUUCCGCUUUCCAAGCUGGUGAAACUUACUGUGUCAAGGUCGACAACAGACUCCGUAAGAGAAACUGGUUCUACAAGACCCAAGGUCUUACCGGUCAAAAGUUAGACCUCGCCAAGCAAAAGAUUGCCGCUGCUAAGGCCAAGAAGACCACCAAGAAGACCACCAAGAAGACCACCAAGAAGACCACCAAGAAGGCUACCAAGAAGACUACCACCAAGAAGACUACCACCAAGAAGACCACCACCACCAAGAAGACUACCACCACCAAGAAGACUCAAUCCAAGCCCGGAGAUAACUGGAGCUCCACUCCUGCCAAUGCUCCCUCUAACGCUGUUAGACACAUUAUCUCUACCUGUACAAAGUACUCCACUGUUACCUCCAAGGAUUCUUGGUGUGGUGAUUUCUCCAAGAGAAACGGUAUCAGCAUGUCCGACCUCUACAGCUGGAACGCUGGUCUCCACGGUCCUGGCAAGCACGAGUGUGAUAACCUCGAUGACGGUAAGGCUUACUGUGUCAAGGCCUAA